This is a messenger RNA of Penicillium griseofulvum, 1482 nucleotides long. RefSeq lists its product as uncharacterized. The transcript is spliced from 7 exons. The record is from RefSeq and is a predicted model, not a curated record. Gene Ontology annotation, molecular function: cysteine-type deubiquitinase activity. Gene Ontology annotation, biological process: protein deubiquitination. NCBI's taxonomy places the organism in Eukaryota, Fungi, Ascomycota, Eurotiomycetes, Eurotiales, Aspergillaceae. Bases 1 to 1482 code for a protein of 493 amino acids.
AUGGCAACCCUCGAUUCUGUCCAGCUUCUUUCUGAGGCAGCAUUUGGCUGUGUACAUCUUGCGGCUAUUCUCUCCAAGGAUGAGAAGACUGCUGGCCAGUUCAGAGAGCAAUUCUGCAAACAGUACAAAUUGCUAGCUCCACACUCAAAGACAGACACCGUUGCUGCUCCAACAACUGGCCUCCGAACUGUGGAGUCUCUGAAGCCCAAGUACCACUGUCUGAGUUGCGCAGAAGUAUGUCUAGGCUCCAAGAGAGCGGAGCAUACUGCGGCCACCGGACAUGUAUUUUACCUUGAUUCUCGAACCCGUUAUGUCUUUUGUGAGAAGUGUGUCGAUUUCAUCUAUGACCAUACCCUCGACAGACUUCGUGGUCCUUCUGGCAAGUUUGAAGCCAUUGAUGGGCGAUCCAUUUGGGCCGAAGACUCGGCCUCCGAGAUCUACGUCAAGAAUAACGCUCACAAGAACCCAUGCGCCAUUCGCGGCGCUCGUGGUGUUUGGAACAUGGGUCAAACGUGUUACCAAGCUGCUAUCUUGCAGGCUCUGCUGCACGACCCUAGCCUCACUGCCUAUUUCUUGGGAGGUGGUCAUGAUGUCCACACAUGCACGAUCAAGGACUGUCUUGCCUGUGCGACAGCUGAGGUAUUCAUGGAAUUCAACAGUGCCGAGAGAAACGACGCAGUCUCCGCAGCCAUGCUUCUUCACCAUGGCUGGCAAAAAUCUAAGGAUAUGGCUGGCUACCGUCAGCAAGAUGCCCACGAAUACUUCCAAUUCCUUGUGAACGAACUGCACUCAUCCACCCCCGGACAUGUCGAGAGCUACGAAAAGCCAUGCGACUGUUUCUUCCACCAGAUGUUCUACGGCGAACUACGCAGCAGCGUCAUGUGCCACAAAUGCGGCCAAACCACCAACACCCACGACCCAAUCGCUGAUCUGAGUCUUGAUGUCCAGCUUCAGCAUAAGAAGCGCAAGCUCGGUCGCUCUACCUCUUCUACUACUGGAACCCUCCUUGGCUGCCUGGACAGCUUUACUGCCGCUGAAGAUCUCCACGCCGACGCCGCUUACCACUGCGAAAAGUGUGGUAACACUCCCCAGCGGGCCUCGAAGCGCCUGCAGAUCCGCAAAAUCCCUGUUAUCCUUUGCAUGCAACUCAAGCGUUAUGAACACACCUCUAACACCUCCGAGAAAAUGAAUGGUCACAUCGACUUCCCUCUGUCUGUGAAUAUGCUACCGUACACGGUUAGAAAGGACAACCUUCCUGUUGACAUGUCGAAUUACAUGUACGACCUGUCCACAGUCAUCGUCCACGAAGGAACAAUGGACUCCGGGCAUUACUAUGCCUAUACCCGUAUUGAGAACGACAAGUGGGUAUUGAUGGAUGACAAUAAGGUCACCGUCGUUGGUGUGGCAGAUGUCCUCCGCCAGGAUGCUUAUCUUCUUUUCUACAGCGCCCGUUGUAUCCGGGCCGAGAAAGCAAAGAACUAA